Nothobranchius furzeri (turquoise killifish) is the source of this 2247-nucleotide messenger RNA. It is a transcript of the gene fbxo3, whose product is annotated as F-box protein 3. Gene Ontology annotation, cellular component: cytoplasm. The record is from RefSeq and is a predicted model, not a curated record. Lineage: Eukaryota; Metazoa; Chordata; Actinopteri; Cyprinodontiformes; Nothobranchiidae. Gene Ontology annotation, molecular function: protein binding.
UUUAGCACUUAGCUGUUUCUUACUCUUUCAACUCAAUUUCAGUAUAGAUAAACGUUACUGUCAUCAGUCUGCUCAAUGCAAUGACUGCUGAAAUAUGGUUUUAACGUGAAUAUAAUAAAUUAUUGGAUGUCUGUGGCUCCUCGCCAGUAGGUGGCAGUAGUUCUUUGUAUCGUAGAUGUAGCUAGCCGGCCACAUUGGUGCUAACAAUGGCAGCCUCCUCGGAGAUCCAGCUGGAUCAUCUUCCUUCAGACCCACUUCUCCACAUCCUGUCCUACCUGAGCUACAGAGACGUGGUCCAUUGCAGCUACGUCAGUAAGAGGUUAAACGAUCUGUGCAAACACAACCCGCUGUGGAGGCGCCACUGCUGUAACCACUGGCUGCUGACAGAUGCAGACCGGUUGCAGAGUGGCCUGUCCUGGUGCAGCCUUUUUAAGAAGUUCUACUCAGACCUGGGUCGGUAUAUUGAACACUACGUGGUUCUGAAGAAGUCCUGGGAGCAGCUGAAGAACUUCCUGCAGCAGCGAUGUCCUCGUAUGAUCGCCUCGCUCAAAGCCGGCGCCACAGAAGUGGAGUUAGAAGAAAUUGAGGGUCAGAUUGGCUGUAAGCUCCCUGAUGACUAUCGCUGUUCGUAUCGGAUCCAUAACGGCCAGAAGCUAGUGAUCCCCGGGCUGAUGGGCAGCAUGUCCCUGUCCAACCACUACCGUUCUGAGGUCCUGCUGGACGUGGAGACGGCGGCUGGAGGCUUCCAGCUCAGGAAGGGGAUGAGACGCUGCCUCCCGCUCACCUUCUGCUUCCACACGGGCCUCAGCCAGUACCUGGCUCUGGAAGACGCUGAGGGACGCCGGAAGAGCGAGAGCUUCUACCCCUGUCCCGAUCAGACAGCUCAGGAUCCCUCAGCCAUCGACAUGUUCAUCACAGGUACCAGUUUUUCAGACUGGUUCACUGGUUACGUCAACAACGUGGUCACAGGGGAGUAUCCCAUCAUCAAAGACCAGAUCUUCAGGUACGUUCACGAGAAAGGCUGUGUGGCCACCACCGGUGACAUCACCGUUUCUGUUUCUACCUCCUUCCUACCGGAGCUCUCCUCCGUCCACCCGCCUCACUUCUUCUUCACCUACAGGAUCAGGAUAGAAAUGUCCCGCAGCGCCUCGCCUGAAGCAGCCUGCCAGCUGGACAGCCGCUACUGGAAAAUCACCACCUCCGACGGGAAUGUGGAGGAGGUCCAGGGCCCGGGCGUGGUCGGAGAGUUUCCCAUCAUGACGCCUGGGAAGGUGCACGAGUACGCUAGCUGCACCACCUUCUCCACCCCGUCGGAGUACAUGGAGGGUCACUACACAUUCCACAGUCUAGCCAACAAGGAGGAGGUUUUCCAGGUGGCGAUCCCUCGUUUCCACAUGGUUUGUCCUCCUUUCAGAGAACCUCCAACCAGAACGCAGAACGCUUCCACCAGCGACUCGACUCUCUUUGACAAAGGAGACUUCUGUAAGGAAGACGAUGAAGACGAUAACGGGGAUGACAUUGGACGCCAUAGGGGAAUCGACGUGGUUGCCUUUGAGGGGUCGUGGUGCCCUCGGCUCACCUGACCUCUGACCCCAGUCAGCCGAGGUCCUGCACGGGGAUUAUGGGACAGCAGCGACAAAGAGCCAUACAGGAACUAAGUGUCCAGAACUUCCAGUUGCCAAACUAAACCUGAGUGGGUGUGGUGUUGUUAAAAUGAUUCUGUUUGUGAAAUGUUCUCAAAGACUGAUGAAUCCGGGUCAGACAGACACGUAACCUCCAGUUGGUGAGUGUUCCAGAUUCCCAUCAGGAACGUCAGUUUUCUGGACUUCAAAACUUGGAGCAAUUAGAAAGUGACCUGGAGUUUUAUUUUUUAAACACAAAUGUUUUUCCAAUGCAGGAAUAAAAACGCAGCCGAUUAGCUGCUCAGCUGUAGCCUGCCGCCUAGUGGAAACACGUGGUAUUACAUAUAUUUGUCUGACAUCACUUCCUGGUGGGAGUUAAAGAAAAAUAACUAGAUUUUAAUCAAAUCAAAAGAAAAACAAAUGUAAAUAUCAUUUUUAAAUCUAGAUGAUGUGAUGAAAGCUGCAGAACGUGAGUUUUUCUGGUGGAAGAAAAGCUGAUUUGUUUAUUUUGAGCCUGGAUGUUUACAGGGAUGUUCAGACAGAAACGGGGCAUUAUUUAGGUGUUGUGUGAUUUUUGGUCAGCAUCGGGUUUCUUUAUUUGAGUUGAAUAAAAACAGAAAUAUGG